Messenger RNA from Helianthus annuus (common sunflower), 1719 nucleotides. Its product is annotated as cytochrome c-type biogenesis CcmH-like mitochondrial protein. Bases 920 to 1402 code for a protein of 160 amino acids. The transcript is spliced from 4 exons. Lineage: Eukaryota; Viridiplantae; Streptophyta; Magnoliopsida; Asterales; Asteraceae. The record is from RefSeq and is a predicted model, not a curated record.
UGGAAGGGGACCAGACAAAAAAAAAAGAACAUACGCUACUGCUGCUCUAAUCGAACAGAACAGAGAACACGCAGGGUCGCAGGCUGUUGUUCGACUUGGAGGAGACGAGGAUAACCGGCUGGGCUGCUCUAAUCGACUAAUCGACUUCAAGGUAUGUGUUUUUUUAUCUUUAGGUUUAAAUUAGGGCUUCAAUUUAUGUGAUUUAGGUUGAAAUUAGGCGUGAAAUUGGUCCAUUUUUUGCCCUAAACUUGUUGAAUCUUUCUAUAACUAUUAGAGCUUGAAAUCUAUGGUGAUUUGUUUUGUUAACUUGUAUUGUUAGAUUACGCUAUCGGGAAGAACAAAAUCAUACUUUUUUUUAAAAGAAAGAAUGAAGAACAAGUUGAUGGAAACAAUGAGAUUAAUAAACGUAAAAAAGCUUUAACAAGCGAACCGGUUAAUGAAGCGAAUAAUGAACCGGUUAAUAUUUGACCUAACCCGAAUCGAAUCACCGACGUCCGACCCGAACAUAUUAGGUCCGGUGCCCCCCCCCCCCCUCCGAACUUUUUUUUUCAAGCUUCGCCACUGCAACGUAACAACUACCACCACCACACCAACACCGCCACAAUGCAACCUCUGCCACUGUUGUAGACACCAUCCAAACCGUCGCCAAAACCGACACAUCUCAUGUAAUAACAUAGACCAAGACUUUUUUCAAAGUUUUUGGACUAAACUUGUAGUUUCUGAAAAGCAAGGACUAUUUUUAAAAAUCUCGUAAUUCUGAAAAAAUAAACCAAAACGCAAAGGAUCUGGGUUUGUGUUCGGCUUUCAAAGUUGUAACAUCGGACUCAAGUCUGGUGAAUUGGAGUUCUUCAUUUGACGCAUUCUUGCAAUCCAUCAUCUUUAAUAGGUUUGACGUUCACUGCAUAAAAGAAUUUAGAGAAUGGAAAACGAGGAGGAUCCUGUGAAGAAACAGCAGAUUGUGGAUGCGCGGGCAAGAAACAUCAGUCACAAUGUCCGUUGCUUAGAGUGUGGUAGUCAGUCCAUUGAAGAAUCUCAAGCUGAUAUUGCUGUUCUCCUUAGGAAGCUUAUUCGCGAUGAAAUCAAAUCAGGAAAAAGCGACAAAGACAUCUAUAAAAAGCUUGAAAACGAGUAUGGGGAAACAAUACUUUACGCUCCAAAGUUUGACUGGCAGACUGCAGCCUUGUGGCUAUCACCGCUUCUGAUUGCUGGUGCUGCUGGCGGAAUAUGGGCGUACGGUAGGCACAGGCAAAGGACUAAUGUGCACUUACUGGCGUUGAACCUAACUAGAGGGAUCCCGUUGACCCCGAGAGAGAAGGAAGCCAUGCUAGAGAUCCUAACCCCGCCCCCAUCUCAAGGGAUUCUUCCUUCGUCCCCGUGGUGGACUAGGUGGCUGCCUAAAUGAAAUCGAUGUUCUGUUUCAAUCAUGUUAAGGGUUCAAAGAGGGUAAGGAUCUUUGCACACUAUGAUAAUAAUUGUUUUAUAUCCUCGUUAAAGCAAGUGCGAUGCAAGAGUAUAUGAUUUGUACUUUGUAUUCAUGUAACUUGGUUAUUUCGGUUCUUAAAGCGUUUAGUUUCCUAGCUAGCUUAUAAACAGCUUCCUUGCAUGGUUUGGUUUUGGUUAUGGCUGUUUUGUUUUCAAGCAAAGGAAAAUGAGAAAUAGUGAUGUGCUUUUGCUUUAUAUUACAAGAUAAAUUACUUACUUUUAUGUUUUCUUUUCUUA